ACUCACUAUGCGUCAGAUCAAUGAUCUUCACUUCUGGCCAAAGCGUCAAUUUAUUUACACGAAUUCUCCGCGAGUCAAACGGACUAUAAUUCAGUUUGUCCAGAGUAUUAUAAGAAAAAAAAAAAUAAAGAAAAAAAUAGUACCAACAUUGCGACGAGAAAAUACCCUAGAGCGCUUACUACACAAAGUUCGUCGAUUACAGAGAUUGCUGUUGUUCUGUUACGUGUAAGUGCGACGAUGAAUCGCUAAAGGUAGUCAGGAUUUGUGAUAUCGGUAGGAAUAAAUACGGGAAGCAUGUGUUGCAAGUGAUCGAAGGCGUCGUUUUGCUUAAUGAUAUGAUCAUCGCCUCGAAAUCCAGCAAAAGUUUGUCGUGGUGCUGUUUUAACAGCUGAUCAACGGACAAUCGGACAAAACCUUUCGUUCUAGUCAAUCGAAUAUCCGCGGAGGAACGAUGGCCGGGUUCGUAUUGAGAGUUAAGACGAAAUCAGGUCAAAAGGUCGUGAACGGAUUAAUCCCUCAGGACAAGGUGUCCGAAUUGAAGUCGAAGCUCGCGGAGAUAACGGAAAUACCAGUGGACGCGCUUCACAUUCUCAGUGGUUUUCCACCGAAGGCGAUUAAUCUUAACAAAGAGAAGGCCACGAUCGAGGAGAGUGGCAUCGUCUCGGGCGAUACUUUGAUCGUAGAGGAGAAGCCACCUCAAUAUAACGGGGAACAAAAAUCGGAAGAUAUAGGACGGUCUCAUAUCGUAAACGAAGAGAAUUUCGUCGAUACGCCUGGUGUAUUGAUGAAGAAAGUUGUGCCUGCUGAUAACUCUUGCUUGUUUACGAGUGUCGGCUAUGUACUCAAUGGUAAGGUUGAUCCCAGUUGCGCAAGUUUUAUGAGGGAGAUUAUAGCCAAUGCUGUAGCAGCCGAUCCUGAAGAAUAUUGUGAAGCUGUUCUGGGUCGACCUAACCCUGAAUAUUGUAAAUGGAUUUUGAAGUCUGAUUCCUGGGGAGGAGCUAUAGAAUUAUCCAUAUUAUCCAAAUUCUAUGGACUAGAGAUAGCAGUAAUCGAUAGUAUUAAUGCCAUAAUCAACAGAUUUGGAGAAGAUCAACAUUAUGCUCAAAGAGUUUUUUUAAUAUUCGAUGGAAUUCACUAUGAUCCUUUAUAUUUAGAACCUUUGGAUGGUGGUAGUAUUCAAACAAUCUUUUCUACAGAUGAUGAGAGGAUAUUACUAGAAGCUGCAGAACUUGCAAGAGAAGCAAAGUCUAGUCGUCAAUUCACAGAUGUUCAAAAAUUCACGUUAAUGUGCAAUGAUUGUAAGGUUAAAUUAAAUGGGCAAAUAGCUGCUCAAAAACAUGCUAAAGAAACCGGGCAUAUGAAUUUCGGAGAAGUAGCCGCGUAGCAAAAUAAAUCUACCCUCUGCCAAUUAUCGAUUACUUUCAAUCGGUCUGCUGUUUGAGAAUCCUACUAAAUUCAAGUCUCAAGCAGAAUUUUCUAUGUUAAACGAGGCUUGUAAACGAACUAGCUAUACAAUAUGGAUACAUUAUUGUUGAGAGAAGUUAUACAUGGUGCACUAUGAGGAUUGUUUAGACAUUUAAUAUACACAGGUUUUUAAUUUUGACUAAAGAUCCCAUUUCCGACAUUCUUGUAUGCACAAUUUAACACGUUCUAUGUCAUUGCCUCAAAAAUUAUUGUUAUUAGAUAUAAUGUUACUUUAAAUUUGCGAAAUGUGCUUGUAAAGAUUAAACAAAUAUACUAGAAGUAACACCGUACUACUAAUUACCUCUUUAGCAAGAUUAAGAAUCUGUGAUAUUCGAUUACAUUUGCCUAAACGGAAUUCAUAGCCUUUAUUGGCAGUGAAUGUGUUCCACGCCAUAUAGAAAUAAAUUUUUAAAUUUAUCGUAAAGUGAAAUGCAUAUUUUCGCUUUUAACAGCAAAUAAAUUUAGCACUGUUAAUAGCAAAUUUUAUAUCGAUAAACUACUGUUCCCAAAAAAAAAAAAAAGAAAAGAAUAACUAUUAACAUCACAAGUAACAUCACACUUUUAUCAAUAAAAUGUUACUCAAUGAAAAUUACAAAGGGUUAUCUUAAAAGUUUGAUCUCUAUGCUAUAAUAGUUUAAUUUAUGGUCCAAAUAUGUACAUGAUAGUAAUUAAACCAUAAAAGUGUAUAAUUAAAUAAAAAUUAACUACUAAACCUAUAUUAUAUACGUAAUAUUAGAGCAUAGUAAUUAUUUUGUUACUGCGAUUUUUACUUGAUUCAACCAGCACUAUGAAAAUAUACGAGUUCCGAUAAAACGACAAAUUUGAUUUUUGUAAUAAAGUAUAAUAUUUAUUAGAAAUGUAUCGAUCUAAUACGAUCCUUUUCUCCACAAGAAUACACAGAGUACAACAACGUUAUGAAAUUGCCUCUAAUUAAUUCGUUAUGAAAUUAUUAAAACUGGAUGAAAGAAAUUAGCUUGUUACUCAGGAACUACUAGUAACAGUAUCUCACAUAUUCAUAUUUACAAAAUAGUAGAGUGCAUUUUGUAAGUUUCAUCCUUUCGAUAAAGUGAAAUAAAUAAGUUAUUUACA
This is a messenger RNA of Hylaeus anthracinus, 2553 nucleotides long. It is a transcript of the gene Yod1, whose product is annotated as ubiquitin thioesterase OTU1. The record is from RefSeq and is a predicted model, not a curated record. Bases 452 to 1384 code for a protein of 310 amino acids. Gene Ontology annotation, cellular component: cytosol; nucleus. Lineage: Eukaryota; Metazoa; Arthropoda; Insecta; Hymenoptera; Colletidae. The transcript is spliced from 3 exons. Gene Ontology annotation, biological process: endoplasmic reticulum unfolded protein response; protein deubiquitination. Gene Ontology annotation, molecular function: cysteine-type deubiquitinase activity; protein binding.